This is a messenger RNA of Entamoeba histolytica HM-1:IMSS, 261 nucleotides long. Its product is annotated as 40S ribosomal protein S21, putative. The transcript has 2 exons. Gene Ontology annotation, cellular component: cytosolic small ribosomal subunit; ribosome. Lineage: Eukaryota; Evosea; Mastigamoebida; Endamoebidae. Gene Ontology annotation, biological process: endonucleolytic cleavage to generate mature 3'-end of SSU-rRNA from (SSU-rRNA, 5.8S rRNA, LSU-rRNA); translation; endonucleolytic cleavage in ITS1 to separate SSU-rRNA from 5.8S rRNA and LSU-rRNA from tricistronic rRNA transcript (SSU-rRNA, 5.8S rRNA, LSU-rRNA). Gene Ontology annotation, molecular function: structural constituent of ribosome. The record is from RefSeq and is a predicted model, not a curated record. The coding region runs from base 1 to 261 and encodes 86 amino acids.
AUGGCUAGCAACAAAAAGAUUGAACUCUAUAUCCCAAGACACUGUUCCGUUACUCAUACUUUGAUCGCUGCCGAUGAUCAUGCUGCUGUUCAAAUUUUAGUUCCACACGUUAAUGAAAAUGGUGUUAUUUUACCAGAAUCAACUGUUUACACUGUUAAAGGAAGUGUCAGAAAGGAUGGUAUUUCUGAUCAUUCACUUAAUAGACAAUUCCAAAAGGACGGAUUCCUUAAGACCGUUGUUCCAAAGAACAUGAUGAUCUAA